Molecule: messenger RNA, 3591 nt
Organism: Dalotia coriaria
Lineage: Eukaryota; Metazoa; Arthropoda; Insecta; Coleoptera; Staphylinidae
Gene: RhoGAP54D
Product: Rho GTPase activating protein at 54D
Exons: 6
Coding region: 287-2293 (668 amino acids)
Biological process (GO): signal transduction; regulation of small GTPase mediated signal transduction
Cellular component (GO): cytoplasm
Molecular function (GO): GTPase activator activity
Source: RefSeq, a predicted model, not a curated record
CAGCUGUCAAAAUCAAAUCAAAUCGUAACAGAAAAUAACUGUUGAUUGCAAGUGCAACAAGCACUGUGUUUGGAAUGAAUUUAACACCGUAAAAUAAGUGUAGCAAGUGUUUUUAAUUGAUCGUACGCAUAGAUAAUAUUAACAUACGUGUAAUGCGGCUACAAUGGCAUUCUUUAACCCGCGUUUAAGUGUUGUGAGUGGUGUUUUCUAUAUAACCUAAAUCAUAGUGCUUACAUCCGGCCUUACUGGCUUCGCUGAACAAUCCUUACAAAGGGAAUUGUUCAGCAUGGCUAACGUCGCCCCUUUAACCGACGCACAAUUUGCGGAGAAGUUACGACGUGAAAACCUAGAGCAAUUCAUAAUCUUGGUGAGAAUGCACUUGUCAUUUGUACUGGAUUUAACAACAGAUGAGAAUGAUGCAUUUGUGGAUAAAACCAAGAUGAAGAAGUGGAACCUAGUACCAUUCAAGAAGUCAAAAUGCAGAGGCAUCAUGGAAGGUGCUCCAUUGACUCAUGAAGGCAUUUGUCAAGUGUAUCAGUUGAUAGAAUUUUUAAAAAGGGAACCAAAUAUUUGCAAAGAAGGUGUAUUCAGAAGAACUGGUUCUUUAAAUAGACAACAUGAUUUAAGAAGUUUAUUAAAUCAAGGCACUACACUAUGUUUAGAGGAGGGUACAUAUAGUGUUCAUGAUUGUGCUUCAGUUCUGAAAGGUUUUCUAGCUGAAUUGCCUGAACCAUUAUUGUCAGAAGCACAUUAUCCUGCUUACUGUCAAAUAUCAGAUUUGUGUGAAUUAGGCACACCAGCCCAGGAAGAACGCCUUCUACAAGCACUCCAGUUACUUUUACUGAUGCUCCCAUCAGAAAAUCGUGUCUUACUCAAAGAUGUUUUAGAAUUACUUCAUUUAACAGCAUCAUACGAGGGCCACAACAAAAUGUCUGCCGACAAUCUGGCAACCCUCUUCACACCGCAUCUUCUUUGUCCGAGAAAACUCUCGCCCGAAACUUUGCAUUUAAAUUCCCAAACGCUUUCGGGCAUUAUUUCGUUUAUGAUCAAAAACGCGACUCAACUGUUUGAAAUUCCUCCGAAACUCGCGGUUGAUAUCAGAACUUACAUUCAAGAACGAGAUAGACGUAAAGCUCUCUCGCCGAAUAAAUGUUUCAAUGAAUCAAUUAGCGACACGGCGAAUACGGUAUUUAGUUUCGUUGAUCACGAACGCACCGCCAAAGAAAACCAAUCGAAUCCGACUGAAACGGCACUUGCUCAAUUAUAUGCCCAUAUUCAAAGUUUACCAGAAUCAUCAAAGAAACGUAAACUUGUUAAACAAUUUAAUAAGGAGAAUGGCCACGGCACACCGUUGCAAGUCAUCCGCAGCGGUGUACAGAAAAACAAAGGUUUGGGUGAUUCCAUUAAGAAACACCUUUUUCAAAAGGGCCUCAUCAAAAGCGUGAAGAAAAACGGCUUUAUCCAAAUGCGUUCCUCCAGCGAAGAAAUCCUCAAUAGUCCCCAAUCGAACGGAUCGGCACGCGGACGCUUAUUUUGUGGCAACUGUGACAAUUCCUCGGACGCAAGUACUGACGAGACUCUUGCGAAAAAGUUGCGCAAGUCCAAUCUGAGCACGGAGAAUCUGACCAACAACGAAACUGACGGACAGACUGUACACACCAACUCUGACAGCAUCAAGCGCAGUUUAAGCGAGCCUGAAUUGAGCACUGAUGAUGCUCUGCGCAAUACUUACUUGACCAGUACGCCCGCAUGUGUACCUUUGCGCGAUAUUCCCGAGAUUGUGUUUACGCCUGAGGACCAGGACAGGAAGAGUAUGUCGCCCAUCACGAGGUCCACGCAGCGCAUGUGCAGAGCUAUGCAAGAGACAAUGAUGACACCGCGUAGCCGAAAACCAGUGGUCGUCGUUUCUGGCACAAAUAUUAACACACUCGCUGCGUUUGAUAAGCCGAACCUAAUGGAUAAACUCGCCGAAGAGACAGACGAGAAUAUCCAAUCCGACAUGGCGACGUCGCAGGAUGACGGCUCUCUUGCGAGUAACUUCCGCCAGUACCUACAAAGUCGCAGUUUAUUGAGCGCCUCGCCCACCGAUCUCUCCUUUUCCAGCCGCACCGAUGACUACAGCUCUACGUCCAACUUCAAAGACAUCAGCGCUAGCAAAAUGACGGCGUCGCUAUUACAAUGCAUGGACGGGCACGUGCCGGACAGCUCGAUGGAAGAGGAGAAACAAUUGGUGCUAAAACCGAAGCAGUAUAACGAGCAGGGCGAGCCCAUCGUGUACGAAACUUCGUUUUAGGAGUAAGUGUACAUAGUUAUAGAAAAUCUUUUAAUCGAAGCGCGAAUUAUCUCAAUUCUUGGAGCGUAUAUUGUAACAUAAAACAAUCAAACGGACGCGGUACCGAUCCAAGAGUAUGGUGAUCAUAUUACAGUAUUUUUAAGUUAUGUAACAGAAAAUAAUCUAUAAACUUAUAUAUUCUAAAACAAAUCGUCAUGCGUUAGGUCUUGCAUCAUUUGCAGGCCUCUUUCUUUUAACGCGUUUGAGAGGAGUUUUUGUUGUUCUUGUUUCUGUUCCUGUUCUUUUCUUUGUGCAUCCAGGAUGUCAUCUACAGACACUUCUUGUAAAGGCAGUCCUGCUUCUCUUUCCUCAUCCUGCAUAAAUAAUUUCUGUCAGAUAACAGAAACAAUAAUGUAAGAAGAAUAAAAUGCACUUACAAUUUCACCCAAUAGUACUACAUUUUCUCCUCUGACAAUAAAAACUCCUCUUGGAAUAUCACCAUAUUCUUUGCCAACAUGAAUUCUUUCUAUGGUUCUGUGUAGAACUAAGUUGGCGAAUUGAUCAACGCUGCGCAAAUAGCCUAUUAAUGUGCGACCAUCCCUCAAUAAUACCAUUAGUUUUUCUAUAAAAAAAGAAGUGCAAAUAUUUUUGGUUGUAACUAGUUGACAGACAGUGUUUUGUUUUUACUUACUAUCCAACUGAUCUAAAAGAUGUGCAGUUCCUUCUAAUUCAGUCUUGAUAUUCAUUGUGCCGUUAAAAUAUUGAAAAUAGCAAAUCGCACGAGAAUACCGAUACUGUUUUUGUAACGGCAAAAGUGUAAAAACAUGGGUAGGUUAGAAGUUAGUGAAAGCCCGAAGUAGGCAACCGUUACAACAUCAUUUUCCUCUGAAUAAUAUAGUAGCGCUUAUUUUUCGUUCUAAAGCGAAUUUUUUUAUAAGGUUUUUUUAGUUAUAUACCAAAAACAAAUGUUAUUUAUUUUUUGUAUGAACUGAAACAAAAGAUUCAAGAAGUUUUUUAAAGGAGAUCUGUCGUCAUCUAAUGUGGAAAUAGCGUACUAGGCGGUUCAACCACCUUAAAUGUUUCCAAACUUGAAUGUCAUCCGACGCUGUCAGAUUCGUAACCAAAGUUUAUUGCAAAACACAAAUACAGUCCGAGGUUUCUACGAAAUCAUAGCAUCCGCACGGGCCAAACUAUGAUAAUUGCCCAAAUCAUGACUUAUGCAUGAGAUUAAUCAAUCACCAUCGCCGUCAAUGCUGCACGGACGCUCUCGGCUCACUUAGACUUUAAUCACUCACCCAAGGAGGCAAACAUGUUGAAGG